This is a messenger RNA of Spirodela intermedia, 931 nucleotides long. The record is from the annotation of a GenBank genome assembly. Lineage: Eukaryota; Viridiplantae; Streptophyta; Magnoliopsida; Alismatales; Araceae.
AUGCCGAAGUGCGGAGUGAUUUCUACUCAAGAUUUUGUUGUUAUAAGAAUUCUAAAAGGGAUGGGAGAGCCUUCCUUGGUUGGUACGUUCCCUGUCCUCAAUCGAAACAACUACCAAGUAUGGGCAUCAAGGAUGCAUCUUCAUCUCGAUGGCUUGGAGCUUUGGGAGAUUGUCAAAGCCGAGAAUGCACCAAGAAAGAAGGAUCGUCAAGUGAUGUUGAUCAUGUUUAGCACGAUCUUAGAUGAGAUCACGUGGGAACUUGUUGUGGAGAAGACAGCCAAGCAAACUUGGGAUUUCUUGAAGACCAAGAAUGGUGGCAUGUCUCAUCUCCGCAUGGCAAGAAUUCAAUCACUGAAGAGAGAUUUUGAGUUUCUCUCCAUGGAUGAGGAUGAAUUAGUCUUUGGACUAUUUCGGCAAGGUCUCCAAAGUGGUGGUUGAAAUGAGAAGCUGAGGAGAAAAAAUCCCGAAUGAUGAGAUUGUCUUCAAGCUUCUCAGAUCUGUCUUAGGUAAGUUUGGUGCUAUAACCUCUUUGAUUGAUCAAUUUCAAGAUUUUGAUUCACUUACCCUAGAUGAGGUGAUUGGAUCUUUAAAGGUUCAUGAGGAUAAGUUGAAGGAUUGAUCAACUAAGAGAGGAGAAAAGGCUCUUUUAGCUAGAGCUUUUGGAAAGUUCAAAAAGAAAGAAGAUGACAACUCAAGAGGAAGAGGCACAGGUUGCGGUAGAAGUCAAGGAAGAAGUAGUCAUCGUAAUGAAAAUGGUGGUGAAGAGGAUGAAAAGCCUAGAGAUAAGUCAAAAGUUACUUGCUACAAAUGUAAGAAGCUCAGGCAUUAUGUGAAUGAAUGUUAUCAGUCCAAGAAAUAUCAGCUGAAGAAAGACAAGUCCGAGAAGGUAAAUAUAGUAGAGAAGGACGAAAAGAGACUUCACUUCUCAUGA